UGAUGCAUGAUGGGCUCUGCGCUUGCCAGGAUAGUCAGUGCGAUAUGGAACUCCCAUUGUCAUUGUCGGUCACAAACGUGCACUUCAACAUACGAUAUGCACUUCUAUUGGAAAGGGACAGGCGGAGUGCAUCGAAACAGUGUUAGUCAAUAGACCUUGAAAGAUCGAUAAACCCGGGCGCCUACAGGACCAACAGCAUGUCCUCCACGCGCUUUUCGAAGUUCAUGCGCACGUUACUGUAAGUUGUGUUCAUCUUUGGAUCAGAUAGGCGCCCUUCACUGUACCCAUCCUUCCCCGACCAUCAUACACCCGCUGUACUGACCAUGGCGUGCAAGCCUCCCGAAGUAGCUGCCCUCCUCGAUACCUCCAUCGGAAGCAACUAUGCGCUCUACGCCGUCCGGAUGCACCGCCGUGUCGUCGUCUUCCACGCCCGCGGCCUCCCCGCGUACGCCCAAUACCAUUCCACCAAAGAUCCAUUCAGAUGCAUCAGCGACGACACGACAGAGAAGGACCAUAAGGACGCACAGCGACAGUGGGUCGCCGAUCUCAAAGUCAUUCAAGAGAACCUGGAAUCCAUCUGUUGGGAGAUCUCCCCUUGGGUGUACCUGGACAGGGAACGUCGGGAAGUCAUCCCAAGGGUGAUUUCGAGGAAUCAUCGCAUCAGGACGCCGUGUUGGACCGAACUGGUCGACGAGAGCGAGAUCUUCUUGACCAAAUUCAUCAACGCCUACCAUCGCCAGGGCAUUUGUCGGGGAAUACCAAUAGAGGUCUUCCGUGGUUGGAACGACGACACUCUGCGCGACGUGGAACGAGGCAUGGAUGCCUAUCAGGCGCUUAAGCGCGCAGACCUGCUGGAAUACGCGCAUGAGAUCUACGGCCACAUGACCAGCGAGGACAGGGUCGUGGGAUAUGUGACUGAACCGAUGACCGGACGUAUAGUUCAACCCCGCGACAAGAAGCUCGUCUACAGCGCCGUCGCCCGCUUACACCGCGCAGGCCUCUGCUACGCGGGCUUUCAUGAGAGCAACACCUUGCCGAGCUUCAGCAGGAGCGGCCUUCAGACGCGCCUGAAGCGCGACGUAGCCCAGUCGGGGUUUUGUGUCAGCAACCUGUUGAUAUACGGGGUGCAAGGCGGGUCUUCAAAGGACGAGGGAGGCAGGGCCGAGUUUAUGGACGACGAGGGAGGCCGGUCCGAGUACAUGAACGACGAGGAUGGGGCCGAGUUCACCGACGCCCGGGUCAAAUUCAUCGACCUCGCCGGGAUCGAGCCCGCGAGCGAGGAGGGGAACAGGCUUGACUGGGAGAGCGUUGAGAGGCUGUUUGCGGAGAGCGAAGAGGAUAUGAGGAAUACUUGCCCCUCGCCAUGCGACGCCCAAGAGUCCUAUAUCGUCAUCCCUUCCUACCCAAAAUGCAUGGACCUUCGAGCUUUCUUGCCGCGAAGCCAUCCUAUUUCUCCUGUUACUUCACAGCUGCGGGAAAAGCGCAAGCAGUUCUCCAAAGCGCUCGACGAGAAUGAAAGUAGCGCAGGCAGUCAGUAGACAGAGAUUCGGGGACUCGGUGAAAGAUAUCGUAUCAUUCUCUCUGUUGUACUCUAGGCUUUCGUUGCAUGCAUCAUGUAUCCAGAUAUUUGCCCGAUAUCUGAAGCUUUG
Messenger RNA from Schizophyllum commune H4-8, 1649 nucleotides. RefSeq lists its product as uncharacterized. The transcript has 8 exons. The coding region runs from base 324 to 1538 and encodes 404 amino acids. The record is from RefSeq and is a predicted model, not a curated record. Lineage: Eukaryota; Fungi; Basidiomycota; Agaricomycetes; Agaricales; Schizophyllaceae.